Molecule: messenger RNA, 2488 nt
Organism: Gaeumannomyces tritici R3-111a-1
Lineage: Eukaryota; Fungi; Ascomycota; Sordariomycetes; Magnaporthales; Magnaporthaceae
Product: CAMK protein kinase
Exons: 3
Coding region: 165-2387 (740 amino acids)
Biological process (GO): protein phosphorylation
Cellular component (GO): cytoplasm
Molecular function (GO): protein binding; protein serine/threonine kinase activity; ATP binding
Source: RefSeq, a predicted model, not a curated record
CAGACACCCAGCAAACCCAUGUUGCAUGCUGGUGAACCCAAGUGUUGGCUCCUGUUUAGGGAUUAGGGCGGCAGUCUGCGAGACUCGACACUCGACACUCGUCUCCUCCCAGCCAUACUUUGUUGCUUACCCUCAUCACACUUUCAUUCCUCCUUCUCAUCAAAAUGGACCACCAUCACGACAGGAAUCACGAAAACAACCAUGGCUACGACGACGAUGUCGUAGCGUAUAUCUACCCGGCCGUGGGUACCCGGGGUUAUCUCGAGGCGGCGCGCAGCAUCGACGAGAGUGCAGCGAGCCCGCUGUACCUGGGUCCAAGACGCCGUCGUCAUCGGGUUGUCGAGACGUCGCAAUCGGGACCUGCGGACAUCUUCGCCAGACAUGAGCGAGAGCGGACGGUGGAAGAGGAUGACGACGAGGGGCAAUUGCACGGCGACCUGGACUACGAGGCCUGUAUACGAGUGACCUUCGACAGCACCCCCAAGACCCGCUAUGGCCUGAGGGUUGGUCGGGACAGCGACGCCGAGUUCCGUGUUCUCGAUCUCCCAGGCGUCAGCGCCUACCACUUCGCCCUCAACUUCGAUGCCAACUAUCGCCUUAUCGUCCGAGACCUGGGGUCCAAGUAUGGCACCAGCGUUAUUUAUGACGACAUGGAACGGGGCCGGUGGCGUAGCUUUGACUGGAUCGUGGGCGGGAGCGACUUUCUACAGAAAGUAAACACCAUCGUCGUCAAGGUGACUAAAUUCCUACAGUUCCGGCUCGCCAUACCUCGACACGACGUCGACUCCAAAUCCUACCGGGACAGAGUGGAAAGAUUUCGCGCGGGUGUGACGGAUGCCGAGCAGGUCCUCGAUCUUGGCCGUCUCGGUCCCUUAAGCCGGGUUAAUACCGCAGCCCCGUCGGGCGCGCGAACGCCGACCUCGGGCCCCAGCAGGCAUGUGACGGUACACAAGAAACUCGGCACGGGUGGCUUUGGGGUAGUCUACCACGUCUGGAACGUCAGUACCAGCGAGGAGUAUGCGCUCAAGGAGCCGAGGAAAGGCUCAGGCAAUGAUGCUCAGUGGAAGAGGGAGAUUGUCAUCAUGAAAAGAAUCAGCCACAAGCAUAUCGUCUCGUUGAUAAACUCGUGUCUGCCGCCGUCGCCGUGGCUUCACCUCGAAUACAUGCCUGAGGGCUCUAUCAGCGACCACCUUCAUGCCGGCAAAUCCUUUGACGAGCGUGAAUGCAAGCAGAUCCUUGCGCAGUCGUCGGACGCCCUAGCCUACCUACACUCGCAAGACCCCCAGAUCGUGCACAGAGACGUCAAGCCCGGAAACAUCCUGAUCCUGCGCCGCCGUCCAGACGAUCUCUUCAUCAAGUUCGCAGACUUUGGCAUCUCGCGCGAGGGAGACACCCUCAAAACCUUUAUCGGCACGUACGCCUACCUGGCUCCCGAGGUUUACGAGGGAAAAAGCAUCACGCGGCACCGGCGGCCCACUUAUACGGCCCUUGUGGAUGUUUGGUCGCUGGGUGUUGUUCUCGCCAGGCUCCUGUGCGGACUUCCCAAACAGGAGGAAAUAGACAACACGGGAGUGGAAUGGUGCGAAAGCAUCCGCGAAAGGGUGGAGCGGGCCCUCCGGCAGGGUCACCGCCAAGGCCAACGACAGGAUUUGUUGUCGUUCGUUCUGGAAUCGAUGCUCUGCCUCGACCCAAACGACCGAAAGACGGCGGCAAAGUGCCACAAGGAGGCCCUCAAACUCCUGUUCGACAGCAACAGCGUUUCUGAAAGCGAUAACGACCGAGGAGAAGCGGACGGCCACCACCAGCACCAGCAGUCGGACACCAAAGCGUCUACAAUCCUCGCUGGGAAGGCGGAUGGGAGCUUAUCGUCGCUUAGCAGAUACAUUAACCACACGGACGAACUGCUGGGACGGCGACGGGACCGCUCCUGCAGGGCCCCGUCUCCCGAGACGGUGGUCCCGCUCCAUGCAGUGCAGCUGCUGGAAAAGCUCCGCAAUCCUCAGGACAGCCUCUUUUACAAAUCCAGCUUCGGAAGGGCCUCGGACUCGGAUUCUGGCUCGGACUGCAGCACCAGCGCGCCUGCGACCGUUAUAAUAGCUCGGGACACCGUCGUUGAGCCGCAGACCCAGGAGCAGGAGGACAUGCCGUCGAAUGCCCUAAUCCGGGAGGCGCUUGUCAAUUUCCUCAACAACGGGACUAGUGCGACGCUUUCGGUCAAGAGAUCCAGGCCCGCCAGCAGGAGCCCUGGUUCUAAAAGCCCUCGGGUAUUGUCGGCUGGGGGAGCAGACGGCGGUGUAGGAGAUGGUCUGAGCGCGAGGACGGCGAAGAGGAAUAGGACUGUGCGGGGGGCGGGAUUGGAUGGGCUGACCAAAUCGGUGGUUAUAUAAAUAAAUGCAUGGAAUGGAACAGAUGUGGUGGUACAGAAAGCAGGGUUUAAUGUUGUUAAUUUAUGAUUUAGAUAUGGUAGAAAUUUGAUGCUAUGUGGCCG